This is a messenger RNA of Penicillium malachiteum, 954 nucleotides long. RefSeq names its product putative gamma-cysteine synthetase regulatory subunit. Bases 1 to 954 code for a protein of 317 amino acids. Gene Ontology annotation, cellular component: glutamate-cysteine ligase complex. NCBI's taxonomy places the organism in Eukaryota, Fungi, Ascomycota, Eurotiomycetes, Eurotiales, Aspergillaceae. Gene Ontology annotation, biological process: glutathione biosynthetic process. Gene Ontology annotation, molecular function: enzyme regulator activity; glutamate-cysteine ligase catalytic subunit binding. The transcript is spliced from 2 exons. The record is from RefSeq and is a predicted model, not a curated record.
AUGAAGUUGAUCCUCUCCACCUCCAAUAUCAUGCAAGGCGGCAGGCCGCCUGUCAUCCGCCAACCAACGCAAAAAUCCAACGUUGAACUCAUCAACGCCCUGCAUUCGAAUUUCCUUGCUUCGCAACAUAUUGAUCUGCCAAACGGAACCGAAGUCCACGUUAACGGGAAUGGUGUCUCCAACAGCACCGCGAAGGGUUACCAGUCUUGGACCGGAGAACAAGACGGAGCCCUUUACAUCCCCGCAAUUGACUUCUCACAGCCCGGACUGGCGGAGGAGCGGUCUCAAUACGAUAUCACCGUGAAGCUGUUCUAUCUACCAGGGAUCCCAGUGUCCCGACGUUGUGCGCACACAAGGGAGGCAAUUGAUCUUGUAUUGAAGGAGCUACAUGUGGAUUCUAUUGAUCUGCUGAUUGUAUCGUUCCCGGGUCUUCUAUUCGAUGCGGACGAUGACAGCGAUGAGGAGGAAGCCGGGGCUACUGGAGAGUCUGAUGACUUCGACAGCAUGGUGCAGACCUGGCGUGUACUGGAAUCAUUGCAUGAACAGGGCAUGAUCGGUCAACUGGGUGUCGCGGAAUUUGGCAGCGAACGGCUGGCGCGAUUCUUGCCGCACACUCAGGUAAAGCCCUCAGUUGACCAGAUCAAUCUCAAGGACUGUUGCGUUGUUCCCAAGUCCUUGAUUCUCUAUGCGAAGCAGGAGCAGAUUCAGCUUCUCACUCAUAAUGAUUGCAAUGAUAUCCUUCCCGUGGGUACAACAAGAGAGCUUCUCGGCCCUGCGGACAAGGGCGUUGGUAUCCUGGCUUCUGCUCCCGACGCCGAUGAUGGUAUUCAAGGACAUGUUGAGCCUCAAUGGGUGGUCAAGUAUACCGCAGUUGUGAAGGAUCGCGGCGUGGUAGAGAACAAAGGAUACUUCGCUCUGGCGGAUGUUGGUAGCUGUGUCAAGCCGCAGUCAUGA